This is a messenger RNA of Cervus elaphus (red deer), 2798 nucleotides long. It is a transcript of the gene IFT88, whose product is annotated as intraflagellar transport 88. Gene Ontology annotation, cellular component: non-motile cilium; ciliary basal body; centriole. Lineage: Eukaryota; Metazoa; Chordata; Mammalia; Artiodactyla; Cervidae. The record is from RefSeq and is a predicted model, not a curated record. Gene Ontology annotation, biological process: inner ear receptor cell stereocilium organization; kidney development; intraciliary transport. Gene Ontology annotation, molecular function: kinesin binding. Bases 134 to 2611 code for a protein of 825 amino acids. The transcript has 26 exons.
CACUGUGGGAGCGGCUUCCUUGGUUUCGCGCGUGGCAACCCCGCGGACGCGCCGCUCUCUGAAGAGUCCAGCCAAGGCCGCACCCGCCCCGCCGCGCUCGCGGUCGCCCUCCUCCACUCGCGGCGAGGUACAAAUGAUGCAAAAUGUACAUCUGGCCCCAGAAACAGAUGAAGAUGAUCUUUAUUCUGGCUAUAAUGACUACAAUCCAACCUAUGAUACUGAGGAAUUGGAGAAUGACACAGCCUUUCAGCAAGCUGUGAGAACUAGUCAUGGCAGAAGACCUCCAAUAACUGCUAAAAUACCAAGCACAGCAGUUUCUAGACCCGUAGCUACUGGAUAUGGGUCCAAGACCUCCCUGGCGUCGUCAAUGGGAAGACCGAUGACAGGGGCUAUUCAGGAUGGAGUUACUAGACCCAUGACAGCAGUGAGAGCCGCUGGCUUUACCAAGGGAGCUUUGAGAGGUUCUGCGUUUGACCCCCUUGGACAGUCACGGGGCCCCGCACCACCCCUGGAGGCCAGGAGUGAAGACAGUCCAGAAGAAAAGAUCAGACAAUUAGAGAAGAAAGUAAAUGAGUUGGUAGAAGAAAGCUGUAUUGCUAACAGUUGUGGAGACUUAAAAUUGGCCUUGGAAAAGGCAAAAGAUGCAGGCAGAAAGGAGAGAGUCCUGGUGAGGCAACGAGAACAAGUUACAAGGCCAGAGAACAUCAACUUGGAUUUAACUUACUCAGUGCUUUUCAACUUGGCCAGUCAGUAUUCAGCUAAUGAGAUGUAUGCUGAAGCACUAAACACGUAUCAAGUUAUAGUGAAAAAUAAGAUGUUUAGCAAUGCAGGACGGUUGAAAGUGAAUAUGGGAAAUAUUUAUUUAAAGCAAAGAAAUUAUUCCAAAGCCAUUAAAUUCUACCGAAUGGCCUUAGAUCAAAUUCCAAGUGUCCAUAAAGAAAUGAGGAUUAAAAUUAUGCAGAACAUUGGAGUCACAUUUAUUAAAACUGGCCAGUAUUCGGAUGCCAUCUCUUCUUUUGAGCACAUCAUGAGUAUGGCUCCAAAUCUGAAGGCAGGCUUCAAUCUGAUUCUUAGUUACUUUGCCAUUGGAGAUCGAGAAAAAAUGAAGAAGUCAUUCCAAAAACUGAUUGCUGUUCCACUAGAAAUUGACGAAGAUGAUAAAUACAUUUCGCCAAGCGAUGACCCACAUACUAAUUUAGUGAUUGAAGCUAUAAAAAAUGAUCAUCUGAGACAAAUGGAACGUGAAAGAAAAGCCAUGGCAGAAAAGUAUAUCAUGACAGCUGCAAAGCUCAUUGCUCCUGUAAUUGAAACAUCCUUUGCUGUAGGUUAUGACUGGUGUGUUGAAGUUGUGAAAGCCUCUCAGUAUGUAGAGCUGGCAAAUGAUCUGGAAAUAAACAAAGCAAUUACAUACCUGAGACAAAAGGACUUUAAUCAAGCUGUGGAGACCUUAAAAAUGUUUGAAAAAAAGGACAGUAGAGUGAAGAGUGCAGCUGCGACCAACCUCUCUUUCCUGUAUUACUUGGAAAAUGAAUUUGCACAAGCCAGUAGCUAUGCAGAUUUAGCUGUGAACUCUGACAGAUAUAAUCCAUCGGCUCUUACUAAUAAAGGGAAUACAGUCUUUGCAAAUGGAGACUAUGAGAAGGCAGCUGAGUUCUAUAAAGAGGCUCUAAGAAAUGACUGUUCUUGCACUGAAGCGCUUUAUAACAUUGGCCUUACCUAUAAGAAGCUAAACCGGCUUGAUGAAGCUUUGGACUGUUUCCUGAAACUUCAUGCAAUCCUAAGAAACAGCGCCCAAGUCCUUUACCAGAUAGCAAAUGUGUAUGAGUUAAUGGAAGAUCCCAGUCAAGCUAUGGAAUGGCUGAUGCAGCUGAUCAGCGUUGUUCCCACUGACUCCAGGGCCCUGUCUAAACUGGGAGGGCUGUACGACAGCGAGGGGGAUAAGUCCCAAGCGUUCCAGUACUACUACGAGUCGUAUAGGUAUUUCCCGUCCAACAUUGAGGUCAUCGAGUGGCUUGGGGCCUAUUACAUUGACACCCAGUUUUGUGAAAAAGCCAUUCAGUACUUUGAAAGAGCUUCACUUAUACAGCCUACACAAGUGAAAUGGCAGCUGAUGGUAGCUAGUUGUUUUAGAAGAAGUGGUAACUACCAGAAAGCAUUAGACACUUAUAAAGAUAUUCACAGAAAAUUUCCAGAAAAUGUAGAAUGUCUACGUUUCUUGGUCCGUCUCUGCACAGACAUUGGAUUGAAAGAAGUUCAAGAAUAUGCAACAAAACUCAAGAGAUUGGAAAAAAUGAAAGAAAUCAGAGAACAGCGCAUCAAGUCUGGUCGGGACAGCAGCGGGUGUCCCCGCGGCCGGAGAGACGGGAGUGCAGGCAGUGACAGUGGCCAGAACUGUAGCGCUGGCAGCAAAGGCGAGCGACUGAGUGCCCAGCUCCGAGCACUGCCUGGCACAGACGAGCCUUAUGAGAGCAGCAGCAACAAGGAGCCAGACGCCUCCUAUGUGGAUCCGCUUGGCCCUCAAAUAGAAAGACCUAAAACCGCAGCCAAAAAGAGAAUGGACGAGGAUGAUUUUGCUGAUGAAGAGUUAGGAGAUGAUUUGCUUCCAGAAUAGUACAAUUUUAAUGUGUUAUUUAUUAAAGGAAAGAAGUCACCUUACAAGAUUAUAUUCAUGUUGAACUUUGAAUUAAAUAUCCAAACUUUAAUUUUGCACAGUCAAAACUUUUAAUAAGUAUAUUCUGUUCUGUGAAUUUUGGGUUUAGGUUUUGUUUUUAAUGGAAUAAAAACAUGUGAAAAUAACA